Molecule: messenger RNA, 117 nt
Organism: Phytophthora nicotianae INRA-310
Lineage: Eukaryota; Oomycota; Peronosporomycetes; Peronosporales; Peronosporaceae
Exons: 1
Coding region: 1-117 (38 amino acids)
Source: RefSeq, a predicted model, not a curated record
AUGGAUCGUAGGACGAAUUCGCUCCAAACUUGGGCCAUAUUAUCCAAGGACAAGGUGGAGGAAAAGACGGUCAUGAACGUGCUCGAGCGAUUGCUGCACGCGUGGCAUUGUUCCUAG